This is a messenger RNA of Brassica oleracea var. oleracea, 2063 nucleotides long. RefSeq lists its product as uncharacterized. The record is from RefSeq and is a predicted model, not a curated record. The transcript has a single exon. Lineage: Eukaryota; Viridiplantae; Streptophyta; Magnoliopsida; Brassicales; Brassicaceae. The coding region runs from base 34 to 2028 and encodes 664 amino acids.
CCAAACAAAACCUCUUUAAUCCACACAUACAACAUGGAUACAACAAGAUCGAUAUAUAAGUUACCCAUUCACGAACAUCCUCUUUUACCAUCAACUCAGUUUACUUUUUCAACAUGUGAUGGCUGCCAUGUAAGAGGAUUCAUGUACGGCUACUACUUUUGCAACGAGGCUUCAUGUUAUUCUUGGAACCAUAAAGAGUGCGCAGAAGCCCCACUAGAGAUCAAUUAUCACAUUUCCCACCCGGAGCAUCCUCUCUUGCUCACUAAUCACUCUCCAACAAGAGAUGAUACUCCGUGUGAUUCUUGUGGAAUAAAGCUUUUGUCCCCAUAUUAUACGUGUGCCACAUGUAAAUUCAAAGUGGAUUUAAUUUGUGGGAUUAAACCCUCGCCAUCUGCUAUCGAACACCCGGUGAGUCAUGCCCAUCCACUCGUUCUUUUUAAGAAAAGAGAAGAGGACGAGAUCUCCUGUGAAGUAUGUAAGGAAUCUAUUGGUGGACCUUUCUAUUCAUGUCUUGAAUGCUAUAACAUAUUCUUUCAUGUUGAUUGCGUUUAUCUCUCAAAAGAGGUAAAUCAUCCUUGUCACUUUAAUCAUCCUCUUAAGAUCAUCACACGUGAGUCACUUAUAUAUGAUGAUGCCGAAAAAUAUUGUCAUUUAUGUUUCAUGCAACCAAAAUAUAUGCUUUAUCAUUGUUAUAUUUGUAAUUUUAUUGUGUGCCUUGGCUGUACCAAACUUCCACCACCUGUUGUUGUUGAUCAUACCAAGACUCACAAGCAUCCACUUAGGCUCUUAUCAAGCAAAGUUGCGUUUACUUGCAAGCUUUGUGGAGUUGAAGGAUGUGAAAGUGGGCCUUAUAUAUGUAUCGAGUGUAGUUUUCUUGUGCAUGGAUGUUGUGUCGACUUACCCCAAGUCAUAAACAUCAAUCGUCAUGAUCAUCCCAUCUCUUUCAGCCAUCCUCUAGGCCAUGGGCGUGCAAAAUGUGGAGUAUGUCGGCAACGUGUAAGGCCUUACUACGGAGCUUAUUCUUGCCCGAUUUGCCCUAAUUAUGUAGUUCACUCACGAUGCGCAAUUGAUUUAACUGUAUGGAAUGGUGUGAAACUGGAAGGGAUACCUGAUAACAACGAAGAUAUUGCGCCAUUUAAGGUGGUGGGUGACAAUUUGAUACGUCAUUUCCUUCACGAGAACCAUAAUUUACUGUUCUUGAAGGACUAUGUCAUGGUUCGUGAUUAUUACGAGUGGUUACGAUGUGAAGCAUGCAUCUAUCCUUUAGGGUUUGGCCCAAUCUACGCUUGUCAGGAAUGUGUGUGUGUUAUCCAUGAAAAGUGUGCUAAUCUUCCUAUGAAGAAAAAGCUUGUCUUUGACCCCACACCAUACAAGUUGGAAUAUGGUGGAUCGGCAUAUUGUAAAUUGUGUGGUAUAUUCUCUGGUGGUUUUAAGUAUAGAUCGCAAGGAUAUAUGACGAUAUAUCGCAGUGUAGAUGUACAUUGUGGUUCCAUUUCUGAGCCAUUUGUUCAUGAUGGACAUCUGCAUCCCUUGUAUUUUGGUAAAACAGAAAAUCAUCAUUGCGACGCUUGUAAGAGAGUUCUAAAAGACAACAUGCUCACUUGUGGUGCUUGUAACUUUGACUUGUGUUUGUAUUGUGCUACUUUGCCAGAAAAGAUAUGGCAUAUGAGCGAUGAGCACCCUCUCACUUUAUAUUAUGGUGAAAAGGCCGAUGGCACAAACUGGUGCGAAAUUUGUGAGAUGGAGCUAGAUCCAAGUAUAUGGUUCUUUACAUGCUCUGAUUGUGGAGUCACUUUGCAUGUUCAAUGUGUACUAGGAGAUUUCUCACGUUUCAAGCCAAGCGAAAGCAUUACCAUUAUGGGGGACAAAUGCAAGGCGGUCCUUAACAAUCACAGCAGUCGGCCAUUUUGCAGACAUUGCCACGAACGAUGCAAGGUCUCCAUCAUCAUAAAAGCGGAUGGUGAACAAAAGAAUGGCUACAUCUGCUCCACUUCAUGUUUACUGAGUUUUUUCGGUAUUACACAAUAAAAUUCCUUUGUUUAAAAGAGGCUUGUUAUAAUCAA